AUGACUGAUUAUGAGGAUGGAAUGAGAUUGGCUAUCAAGAAAAAAUGGCCAAAGGUGACUAUCCGAGGUUGUUGGUUCCAUAUGUGCCGUGCUGUAAGACGAAGAUGUGGCAAUAUCGGCUUAUUCAAAUUAAUUAAAUCGAAUGCCAAUGCAAGAAUUAUCCAAAAUUCGCUUAUGAGCCUUCCACUAUUGCCAGCUGAUAAAAUAAAAGAAGGCUACAAUAGCGUAAAAGCAUUUGCAAGGAAAAAAAAAUUGUUCAAAAGAUUUAACGCCCUUUUUGUUUACUUUGAAGGAUACUGGUUAAAGCAGAAUGAAAGAAAUACUAUAUCGGUGGCUGAUUUGAACAUGCGAACAACAUCGUCAUUAGAAGGAAUGAAUUCAGUCAUUCAAAAUUCGUUUUCAUCCAAUCAAAAUAUAUACUCAUUCAUCGAACAGCUGAGAUUGCAUGAAUCGAUCAAAUCUAGCGAUUUAUAUCAACUUUCAAGAAGUGAAAUAACAAAUAAACAAUUGGAACGUCGUAGAACCGAAGAUAAAGUCCGCGAUGAAAAAAUUUAA
Molecule: messenger RNA, 555 nt
Organism: Contarinia nasturtii (swede midge)
Lineage: Eukaryota; Metazoa; Arthropoda; Insecta; Diptera; Cecidomyiidae
Exons: 2
Coding region: 1-555 (184 amino acids)
Source: RefSeq, a predicted model, not a curated record